Molecule: messenger RNA, 860 nt
Organism: Caenorhabditis sp. 36 PRJEB53466
Lineage: Eukaryota; Metazoa; Nematoda; Chromadorea; Rhabditida; Rhabditidae
Source: the annotation of a GenBank genome assembly
AUGGGGGUGUCACCCUUCUCUUAUCACUAUCAUUCUUCCCUUCUUAGCCGAUAUGCUUCUCCUGAUCUGUUCGAUUUGGAUUCUCGCCAGUUCCGCAUGUAAGUCUUCUUCUUCCUAUGCUCGCACUUGAAUAUUAUUCAGUUGCACGUCCGUCCGAAACCACAACGAAAGCCUCAUGAAGAUGGUGGACAAUGAAUGGAUGGACAAGUUCAUUCCCCGCGAGUACAAAAGAGUCCACACGUUGUCGGGAUCCGGAGAGCAAGAUGUGACCAAGAACAACAAUUUCGGCUUCAGCGAGCAAGGAAUGAAGGAUCUGGACGAGGUGAGCACCUCACACUUCAGUGAUUGGGUGUCAAUUACACCAUAUGUUUUGGGUGGGGGACGAAUGAUAUGGGAUGAACAUACGGUGUCAGUCUGCCAAACUACCUGAUAAUUGCAUGUUUUGCACGAACUUGACCGGAGAACAUCCAGGAAGUUUGAGCAUAUUUUUCUCGAAAUAUUAGCGGAUUCUCUGUUGUUUGCCAACCAAUCAAAACCGUCGAAAACAUCUACUUCAUUCGCAGGUCGGCGGCCUCGUCGGAGGAGGAGAUUCCGACCUUCUCGGCAUCCUCCGUCCCUACUAUUCGAUGGUCGAGAUGACCGCCAACGGAAACAAGCAAGUGAGUUGUUGGCAAAGAACACUUGAAGAGGAGACGAAUGAACUUUGUAUUUUCCAGGGAAUGGGACAGUAUUUGCACGUGCUGCCCGACUCAUCAGAAGGCGACACUCCGCUCUACUCGGUCGGCGGAUCCAUGUACGGAGGAGUGGAACCGGCCGGAGCCAAGUUGGGUUACAUGAACAGACCGUUCGGAAAGCGAUAG